Messenger RNA from Schistosoma curassoni, 4886 nucleotides. The record is from the annotation of a GenBank genome assembly. Lineage: Eukaryota; Metazoa; Platyhelminthes; Trematoda; Strigeidida; Schistosomatidae.
CUUCACUUGUGGCGGCUUUUCAGAGCUAUUAAGAAGGCCUUUCCGUCUCGUGAUGUUGCUCGUGCUUUGGUUGGUUGUAUUUGUCAUUGAAACACCAUAUGGUGCGUCCACAAUAGAACAGUACUUGCAAUUCAUCCCUGUUAGUGGAGUUAGACAUGACAUCUUUUUCUAUGAACAUCCUGGUCUGCGAAAUCCCAUUGAAAUAGAUGCCACUAUUAAACAGCAAGUUCGCAUCAGGAUUGUAGAACAUCUGAACGAGCUUCCUGUAUUAAGAAUUCAUUGUGUUGUUGCUGCCCUCGAUUCGACUCAUGAACUCGUCUCUGCUUACUUAUGUCGCAGGAAGUCUACGCACGAUUCGGAUGAAUGCAUUGAUCCUAAAACAAGAAAUGUUAUUUUCGGUCGGGUUGAGUUUAGCGCUAAUGGCAAUAGAUCUUCAGGCUACACGUUUUCUUCUAGGCUACCUGUUAAAGAUGAACUACUUGACGGCUUUUACUUCUGCAAGUAUCAUAACCGGAAUGGAGAGCUAAUUUCAAAUUUCAUUGAAAUACAGGAUGCGUAUUACUAUCACAAACGUAUGGUUAGACGACCUGUAAAGCAAACUGAAUAUUUACCUCCUUUAUCUAUCAAUGAUCUUCCCUUGAGUCUGGAAUGCGGACAAACUCAAGUAUCUGAAGAGUUGCCAAGUUGGGCUGAUGCAGCGUUCCCCAGUCCGUUUAUGUGGUCAUUUUGUGAUGUAGACAGCCCUGAUGGUAUACAGUCUGCUGGGUGCAUGCGUAGAGUUCGUCAAACAUCUACUCAUGUUACAAAUUAUUUUGAAAGUUAUGUCUCUCCGAACGGUACUUUGGUGUUAUACAAGCGCACAACGUCAGCAUGGAAAGAUAUGGGUUUAGUGUGCUGGAGCCACUUGGACUCCUCAGCUGUUUAUUCUACCUAUUUUGGUGGUUCAAGUGAGCGGCCUAAGUUGUUGACUUAUGACUCCAAUAUACCAUUCGUUGGUAGUGGAAUUACUGUAUUAUCACCCCUCACACAAAGGAUUACUGUUCGAAUUGGGCCACGAACUGGUCUCAAGUUAGUCACUAAGUAUCGAUCUACUCCAGAGUACACGACUGUUAAAUGGACCAAAGACGGCAGAAGAAUUCCACCUGAUUUUCCAGGACACAGUGAUUAUCUCUUGAAGUUUCCUGAUCUCAUUCGCCGAGAGCACUCUGGGACUUACAAUUUACUUGUGGAAAAUGGGAAUGAUCAAGUUAAUUUUCAGUUCAUAGUGAGUGUAGUCGGUCCACCUGAAGUGAUACGUGCUCCUCCACCUUUACUUUUAGUGAUGGAGGGAGAAAAUGUUACAUUUAGCUGUCAGUUGGAUUCGUUUAUAACGGAGUCUUUAGAAAUCAAUGGCCUACCUUACCAACCGAAUCCUACUAAUUUUCGUACUGAACUAAGAGAUCAAUAUCCGUACUUAAAAGAUGCUUUAAUACAACCAUUGCAAAAAAAUGGUCAUAUUUUAACUUAUUCAGCCUAUAAUUUGCUGUUUACACCUGGUAGUAAAGUUGGACCGACUCAUACUGUCAGCUUGGUUGGGAAAAAUGAAUAUGGCUUGGCUCGAGUAUCCACUCUUGUCAGAGUACUACCCCGAAUAAACAUCUUGAAGGCUCCAAAAGACUACUCAUGUACUACCGAUUGCUUAAACACUAUUUCACAUGCAUUCGAUUGCGUUAUCGAUACGGAUCCUUAUCAGUCUACUUACUUUGUACAAACAUGGGAAUUAAAUGGCAUUCCUGUGUCGAAAAUGACAAAAGAUUAUCAACAGUCAAAAUUUAUUAAAACAGAAGACACAAAGUUGAUAAUCACACCCGUUGAUGAUCCGUCCUUAACUGUAUUGUUCCGAAAAGUGAAUGUGACGUGCCGUUGGCGUAUCUUUUAUCCGCAUGUGACUUCUCGUAUUGCAGAUCUGGAUACAAGACUUUUGGAACCGAAUAUGAAGGUGUAUGAUUCUCAUGAGGAUGCAAAAAUCCGUCCACUUAUGACAGCAGCGUUGGAUCUACAAGUGGAUCAUGACCCAACUCCGGCAUCAGCUAACAUAUCUUGGAUAACAGCUGUGAUUAUCGGUAUACUUGUUAUAAUUGCGAUCGGAGUUCUAACUGCUUGUUUGGUCAUGAGAUUCCGUGGAGAAACUUAUAUGCUGGAUCGUGAAGAACGUGCUCUUGGAAAUGAUCCAGAAAAAGAACUACGUGAAAAAGAAGCAUUUCAAACCUAUGAAAGAGCGUAAGUUUCCUUUUUGUUUCUCCGAAUGAUUUUUCUGUUCAGUUUCAGUAGUACUAAUAAAUUUAGUGGAAAUUUUAGUUUUUUCAGACUGCAACGUAUUUCCACGUGUAUGCGUGGUUUUUUAAGAAAACUACCCUGAAAAAUGUCAUUUCUUUCCAUUGAUUAGUGUUUAAAUCAAUUCGAUGCGUCGGUGUUUGACAAAACAUCGGAAUAGAUACAAAGAGCUUUUUUGGUUUUCACUAAAUUGCAUCCUUUGUGGUACACUGCAGAUGUCAUUCUGCUUCUCAAGUGAUGAACAUUUUGUAAUUAAAACCGCCGUGAUCUACUUUAUGGCUGUUGUGAAAUAUGGUCUUUGAAGUUAUUUGACAUGCACAGGUAUCACGCUUUUGACUACAGAUAUCUUCGAAGCAUUACUCACAUUUACUGGAGUCUCAUUGUGAUUUAUGCUGAAAUUAGACUUCGGGUUCUGGGUAGAAAUGCCAAAACGAUCAAUGAUGUAAAAGUAGCCAUUAAGGUGGUUAUGACAAAUGCAGCCCAAGUCCCACUUACAUCUUACGCUGACGUUGAUUAGUAAAGGAUUAUAUUGUAGGAAUAUUAGAAGCAACUAAGUUAGCACAUUGUAUCCGACAAUUAGGUUAUGGACUAUUGAAAUAAGUACUGUUGUUUGUAUUUGAGUCGACCUAAAUCCCACCCUAUCUGUUUUAGUUUGAGGACCUAGAUGGUAUUGAUCCUCCUAACAAACGUUGCUGAUCGCUUACAUAAUUCUACGCGGUUAAUCAAUGUAUUUAUUAUUUUAAAACUCUUUGGGAAAUGCGUUAAAUAAUGGCACCGUGUUUUAUUUUUUAUUCGAAUAAAUUAUUAUCCUUAGUGCACUUUUGAAGUAUAUUUUUUAUUGUGUACUUUCAAAGGUUUGUAAGCAGUCGAUAAAAAUCCAUUUUAAGCAGUUGCGAUGUGGGCAUAUGGUUAGAUAAAAAUUUUCUAACUAAAUCGGUUAUUUUGUUUUAGAGAAGAACCGCCACUUCGAGGCAGUCGUUGUUCAUUAAAUGAUGACAGUGCUGAAAUUGGCAGUGAUGGAGAUGGUGAACUAGACGAUUAUAAUCUUGAUCCUGGUAAAUUCAAUGAAGAAGGCUCUUUCAUUGGGGAAUAUGCAACAGAGAGACACAAGGGCCCAUCAAAUCGUUUACCAACUCUUGAUCGAAACUACAAUCCAACAGUUUAAAUAAAGUAACACAAUUCUUGCCAAAUUUCCCGUCCCAUUUUUAUUUGUUAAGUUGAUUUUUACCGGAUCAAAUUGGGGAAAUCAAUUCUUGAAAUUAACCAAGUGGUAAACAAGCAGAUUAUUUCUCAACUUUUUCUCUCACCUGAGAAUCACAAUAUUCAAUUCAUUCCUCAUUCCCUUUAAAAUUCACAAUUUAAGAUAUCUAUCUCAUUGGAUUAACUUAGUUUGUUUCAUUAUGUGUACUUACUCUUUUUUAUUGUUUAAUGUUUCCCAUCUAGUUUGAAAACGGGGAACGUUCUUUAAUCUUACAUUUCCUUUUUACGAAAAAUAAUUCCCUCUUUUGUUUACUUUCUCCUUCUUCGUUACUCCUGCUGAAUCUCAUUGUCAUCUCCUUUUUUGGAUCUGCUUUCUUUUAUCGCAUAUUUUGUUUUUAAAAAAAAAAAGAUUAAAAAGAGCAAAAGCUUACAUCAUCAGUAUAUUCCAAAAUAACGCAUCAGCUAGUCCUAGGAUUCUUUCGUUUUCUUGUUAAAAAAACAUAUGCAUUAUUCUUACUAAUUUACACAGCUGCUGUUUUAUGAUAAACACAACGAAAAAGGACAAUUUGUAUUUAUUGUUUUGUUUUUUCCUCCUCAAUUAUACCUAUGUCAUCUGACUGCUGUUAAAAAUGCUUUUAUUUAAAUGAUUUUUCUAUUCUGCAGGACUUAUUAUUAAUAUUAAUCAUUGUAAUGUUCAAUUAUUGUAUUAACUAUUCAUGCCUAUAUGUGUACUGUUUUUAUAAUUGUUUGUCUGUAUUAUUACUUGUCAACUGUAUCUCGACUUUUGUGCAUUACUGUAUUGUAUUAGAUGGAUGCUUCUUUUCUAUAUAAUACGUUAUUUGGUUUAAAAAGUGUUUUAAUAUUGACCAUUUGUUGUGUCAGUCUACAUUUUUUUCAUUGUCAUUAUUUAACCAUCAUAUAUAUAUAUAUAUAUAUAUAUAUAUAUAUAUAUAUAUAUAUAUAUAUAAUCUGACAUCUGUUCGAUCUCAUAUGUUAUGUACAUACACGUUUUGUGUAUGUACACAUACCAACACUGAUGUAUGCUACAGUGAUUGUUGUUUUAUACAUUACUACUACGACUUUUACAUGAACUAUUAAGUUUAAUACGAAAAAUUACUUAUAUAUAUCACCUUAGUUUACUUAACAAAUUUCACUUUUUUUUCAACCAAAAUACAAACUUUUGUUUAUUUUUUACAUCCAUUUGUUUUUUUCCGUUUUUAUGCAAAUUGUUAAAUACUGUCUUUUAACUUUUUGUUGUUAUUUUGUUCUUUAAAGAUUAAAUGAUUAUUAAUGCUUUUUUUGUAUACUAUUGAUGUAUGCUUUUUCAAUAGUUUCUGUAUAACCUAUGUCUAAAUAAGAAAUAUAUAUUUAUA